CGCGCGCGCGCGUGCGUCUGGAGAGCUGAUGGCUGCUCAGGGGGCGCGAGAGUUAGUCCGUCCACUGUAGAUCACAACAGGCGCGGAUUCAUCAGCACUCAGCGGACACAGAGCGGACACAGAGCGGACACAGAGCCAGAACAGCCUCCCUCGGAGCUCUUAACUGUUUCGCGGCUUUUUAAUCAGUUCUUUAGGAUGGGCUGUGCCAUCUCAGGGUUGGGUUUGGCGCCCAAGAAAGCGACAGAAGCCGUGAGUGAAGAAGAGGAGGAGGAGGAAGAGGUGCAUCUCAGCAGCGAGCACAUCACCAUGAUCAAGGAGUCCUGGAAAGUUAUUCAGGAGGAUAUUGCCAAAGUUGGGAUAAUCGUAUUUGUCAGAUUGUUCGAGACUCAUCCGGAGUGCAAAGACGUCUUCUUCCUGUUCCGUGACGUGGAGGACCUGGAAAGGUUACGCACUAGCAAGGAGAUACGAGCCCAUGGUCUCCGCGUGAUGUCUUUCAUUGAGAAGAGCGUGGCCAGGCUUGAUCAGUUGGACCGGCUGGACUCACUGGCUGUCGAGCUUGGGCGAAGCCAUUACCGCUACUGCGCGCCUCCUAAAUACUACGGGUAUGUAGGAACAGAGUUCAUCUGCGCAGUCCGGCCAAUUCUGAAAGACAAAUGGACCUCUGAACUUGAGAAGGCAUGGAAGACCAUGUUCCAGUACGUGUCUCAGCUGAUGCGUCAGGGUUACAACGAGGCAGAAGAGGAAACCAAACGCAGCAACUCAGUCGGCUCGAGCAGAGAGCGGCCCGACAAGAGGAACACAGCGCUUUAAAACCGCAG
Molecule: messenger RNA, 818 nt
Organism: Clarias gariepinus (North African catfish)
Lineage: Eukaryota; Metazoa; Chordata; Actinopteri; Siluriformes; Clariidae
Gene: xgb
Product: x globin
Exons: 5
Coding region: 196-810 (204 amino acids)
Molecular function (GO): oxygen binding; heme binding
Source: RefSeq, a predicted model, not a curated record